CUGGGGACGGGGUGCUGAGGGGCUGGGUUCCUGAAUCCUCAGAGGCGCCAAUGUGAACAGGAGGGCAGCAGGCUGGGCGUGAGGCACUGGGUCCUGGCGGGUAGAGAGGUGCGUCUCUCUGGGUCUGGUCCUGGCCCUGAGCCAGGCCUGAGUCACGCUGCUAGCUCCCCCCUCCUCCUGCUGCCUCCUCCUCCCAGCUCUUCACUCACCUCCGCACUGCGGCCGGGGGAGGCCCGCCCUGGUGCUGGCUGCUGCUUGUGGCCUUGGGCAGGCCUGUCCUGCCAACACCCUGCCGGGGCCUCCCUCUCCCUGCGUCCACUGAAUCCGGCCUAGGUUAAUUAUAACUCUGACCUAAGUGCCCUGUGACACCCUGCCCCCCCGACGCCGGCCCUGCCUGGAGACCGAGCAACCAGGUCCGUGUCUCAGCUAUGCUCCCCAUGGACGAGCUCCUGUCCCACCUGGGCCCCUCACUGCUGCUGUUGCUGCAGCUGCAGCUACUGCUGCCCCCCGCAUCUGCCUUCUUCCCCAAUAUCUGGAGCCUCCUGGCUGCCCCCGGCUCCAUCACCCACCAGGACCUGACCGAGGAGGCGGCACUCAACGUCACCCUGCAGCUCUUCCUGGAGCAGCCGCCCCCAGGUCGGCCCCCCCUUCGCCUUGAGGACUUCCUGGGCCGCACCCUGCUUGCCGACAACCUCUUUGCCGCCUACUUCGGACCUGGGUCUCCUUCCCGGCGGUUCCGAGCAGCCUUAGGAGAGGUGUCUCGUGCCAAUGCCGCCCAGGACUUCCUGCCAACUUCCAGGAAUGACCCUGACUUGCACUUUGAUGCCGAGCGGCUGGGCCAGGGGCGCACACGCCUGGUGGGAGCUCUAGGGGAGACUGUGGUGGCGGCCAGAGCCCUUGACCACACCCUGGCCCGCCAGCGCCUCGGGGCUGCGCUUCAUGCCUUGCAGGAUUUCUACAGUCACAGCAACUGGGUGGAACUGGGGAAGCAGCAGCCACACCCUCACCUCCUCUGGCCAAGGCAGGGGCUGCGGAACCUGGCGCAAGUGGGCGACCCUACCUGCUCCGACUGUGAGGGGUUGAGCUGCCCUGGGAAUUUGCUGGGCUUCACACUCCUCACCUCUGGCUACUUUGGAACUCAUCCCUCCAAACCUCCAGGGAAAUGUAGCCAUGGGGGCCAUUUUGACCAGAGCAGCUCCCAGCCACCACGGGGAGGCAUCAACAAGGAUAGCACAUCCCCAGGCUUCUCCCCCCACCACAUGCUGCACCUCCAGGCUGCAAACCUGGCCCUUCUGGCCUCCAUCCAGGCCUUCAGCCUCCUACGAAGCCGCCUGGGAGACAGGGGUUUCUCCAGGCUGCUGGACAUCACCCCAGCCUCCAGCCUGAGCUUCGUCCUGGAUACCACAGGCAGUAUGGGUGAGGAGAUCAAUGCCGCCAAAAUCCAGGCUCGCCACAUUGUGGAGCAGCGACGGGGUGGCCCCAUGGAGCCCACCCACUAUGUCCUGGUGCCUUUCCAUGACCCAGGGUUUGGCCCCGUCUUUACAACCAGUGACCCUGACAGCUUCUGGCAACAACUCAAUGAGAUACAUGCCUUGGGAGGUGGAGAUGAGCCCGAGAUGUGCCUGUCAGCCCUGGAGCUGGCCCUGCUGCACACACCUCCACUCUCAGACAUCUUCGUCUUCACUGACGCCUCCCCCAAGGAUGCCUUUCUCACCAACCGGGUGAAAUCUCUGACUCAGGAGCGGCGUUGCAGAGUCACAUUCCUGGUGACUGAAGACCCAUCUAGGGUUCAGGGCCGACCUCGGCGUGAGGUCUUGUCCCCUCUGCGUUUUGAGCCGUAUGAAGCGGUGGCGCUGGCCUCAGGAGGAGAGGUGAUCUUCACCAAAGACCAGUACAUUCGGGAUGUGGCGGCCAUUGCUGGGGACAGCGUAGCUAACCUGGUGACCCUUCCUCUGGAGCCUCCUGUUGUGGUACCUGAGAGGCCACUUGUGUUCAGUGUGGAUGGGCUGCUCCAGAGGGUCACAGUCCGGAUCCAUGGGGAGGUCAGCAGCUUCUGGAUCAGAAACCCUGCAGGGGUCUCCCAGGGCCAGGAGGAAGGUGAGGGGCCUCUAGGGCAUACUCGCCGCUUUGGGAAGUUCUGGAUGGUGAGCAUGAAUGACCCCCUGCAGACAGGAACCUGGGAGAUCCAGGUCACAGCCAAGGGUACCCCCCGGGUGAGAGUGCAAGCCCAGACCUCCCUGGAUUUCCUCUUCCACUUUGGGAUCCCCAUGGAGGAUGGACCCCACCCUGGCCUCUACCCCCUGACUCAACCAGUUGCAGGUCUCCAGACACAGCUGCUGGUAGAAGUGACAGGGCUGGGCUCCAGAAGAAACCCUGGAGAUCCUCUGCCGCAUUUCUCCCACAUCGUCCUUCGAGGGGUCCCGCACGGUGCCGAGCUGGGCCGGGUGCCUUUGGAGCCCAUGGGACCCCGGGAGCGAGGUCUCCUCGCUGCCUCGCUACCGCCCACGCUUCUGUCCACCGCGGGACCCUUCUCUCUGGAGCUGAUUGGCCAGGACGGAGUGGGGCAGGGCCUGCACCGGGCGGCCCCCCAGCCCUGUGCUGUAGUUCCUGUCCUUCUGGAGGUGAGAUGCCAGCGGAAGGUGCGGCUGCGGCUGGAGAGAACAGGGCCUGCUGCUCCUCCCCUGACCGGCCCUCCUCCGCAGCUCAGUGGUCCCUCGGGUUUCCUGGCGCCGGGCACCGAGGCCCUGCUCAGCCUCCGCAUCGCCAGCUUCUCGGGCCCUCAGGAUCUCGAUCUUAAGACAUCCGUCAACCCCAGCUUCGCUCUCACCUCCAACCUCUCCAGGGUUCACCUGGAACAGAACGAGUCCGCCUGGGGGUGCCUGUGGCUGAAGGUACCAGACACAGCCGCCUCAGACUCCGUGGUGAUGGUGACUGUGACCGCGAUGGAUCGAGAAGCCAGCACAGUACCCCCGACCCAUGCCUUCCUCCGGCUGCUGGUGCUGGGCCCCGCCCCGCAGGUGAGGUGCCCCCACUUUCCAUUGCAGGAUAGGCAGGGUGAGGGGAGGGCGGUGCAGGCUUAUUUGGGUGCAGCCACCCUGACAGCUUCUCCCUCUUCUCCCCAGGACCAGCUCCCUGCCCCUGUCCACUCGACUGACCCUGUCCUCACAACCACCAGCUCUGUCUUUCAUCUUUCCACCUUGGUGACUCCGGGCAGGGCUGGGGGAGGGCUGGUGGGCAACCCCUGGCGGGGCACAGUUGGAGCGGUGCUGCUCCUGCUAGGCCUGGCCUCCUGGUGACACAACAGCCCGUAGAGGGAUGGGUCUCCGGCACUGUUUGCCAUCUUGCCCCAUUGUGAGACAUCAAGAACCUCAAAUUCACUGGGAACAGAACUAUAGCAGCCGCUGCAGCAAAAAAGCUGGAAACUGAAACCAUGCACAGAGAAACUUCAGACAGUCACUGGAAACUUCGAACAGUGGUGGAGGAAGAGUAGCUGGAAAGCAGAUGUUACAAUAGCAAUGUGUAUUUGCUAUGUGGAAUUCACAUUGCUAUCUUGAGCUAGGUGGUAGAAGCCACAUGCUGAGGAUGGCAGAACAGGAAGACAGAAGGAGACUGGGUCACUGAGGACUUUAUGAAACCACCCAACAAUCAUGGACUGCUUAUUUUUAUCCUUUUCUAUAAAAGAUAAACUUAAUCUUAUUUAAGCCAAAAAAAUUUUUUUUAAAAAGGUAAUCUAUAGGUGGAGAGAGGGGAAAGGGAUAGAAGCUACAAUUAAUUGACUAUACCUUGUUUGGGAGAUUUGACUUUGGAACUGUGUAAAUAUUCUACAUAAUUAUAAGAUUAAAUUUUAAGAAGCAAUUAUUAAAAAUCAAAAAAAGAAUGAAACAAAUGAACAUAAUGUAAAUCCAGAUAGUGACAUAACCACUUGAAAUAGUGACUAAAACACAGCAAUUUGACUGUAUAUCCCUAGGGAGAACGGAAAGAACUAUCCCUCCUUCCCCCCAAAAAAUGUUAAAGUAGUAUUCAAUAAUCAUACAGUUGGUAGUAAUGGUGAUAUUGCUAUUCUAAGAUUGUUGUGGAUGUAAUGCAGGAAAAAGCAAAUAAGUGAUACUUUGAUUUUCUCACUCCUAGUGUUAUUGAGACACAGAAUCUCCAGUAUGGAAGAAGGAAAUAUUGAAGAGGAUAAAAAUGGAAUAUACAAGUUCCUAGAUCUGUCCACAGAAAAGGCCUACAAGCAAUAAGCAAAACAUGCUGAGUACCCUCUAGCAUUCACUGUGGUAUACAGAAAUACCAUUUCUCACUAAAAGGAACCGGGGCUCCUCAGAGAAAUGUCUGGUUCCAGGUCAGAACCGGUAGGUGUAAAUGGUAUAUCUGGUACAUCUUGUCAAACCAGAGAGUGGGGAAGCUAUCCAAGUCUACUAGUGUCAUGUUAAAGACCUCAGAAGCCAACAUGAAGAGGCUCCCAUUGGCCAAAGAUGGAAUAACUCAAACAAGUGUAAAGAUUAAAAACGCAGUGGCCUGAAGCACGAAGAAAUCUGUAAGUUUGUAAUGAUACUAAAACAACAACAGCAACCAAAAUAACUCAUUGGUUGCCUUGGAGGAUUAUGGAACUAAUUUCGUAUUUGCUGAUAGCUGGACAGAUAAAAUCAGGGGGAAAAAAAUCAAGCAAUGUUCUGUGAUAUCACUAGGUAACCAAAGAGUAGAUGAAAGGAAGUCUUUCUUCCAGAAACGUUCUGUCUAAUAAAUGAAGAAAGAAUGAUAGAAUUAGAAUAACACUAUUUUGCAAUCUCUAAAGAACUAAUGGACUUAGAUAUUAAACAUCAAAGACUGUUAACAUCACAAAAGGAGAGUCAGACACACUGACAUUAUGUUCCUCCAUUUAUGAAACACUAUUGAAAAAAAUUAAACUUGAACCUGAUCAAGCUUCUAGAUUCAACUAUUAAUUUACAGAAAUUCUAGAAGAGAGAGAAACAUGUCAAAAACAGGGAAUGUAAUCAGUGAAAUGCAGGGUAAGGAAAACUCUGUAGGACAAAUAAUCCAGCUUCUUCAACAAAUACUUUGCAAGGGGGAAAAGAUAUAUAUAUGGAGAGAUGGCGAGAGAGGGGGAGAGGGAGAGAGAGAGAGAGACAGAGAGAGAGAGAGAGAGAGAGAGGGGGAAUGGUGAAAUGGAGAAGGAACCCAUAAAGGAGACUCAAAAAGACAUCAUCCUAUCACUAUAUGAACAUAUUUUGAUCCUAAUUAAACAAACUGUAAUUUUAAAAAAUCAUUACAUUUAAGAGAUGAAUAGAAAUUUAAACAUGAGAUAAUUAAUAUUAGAGAAUUACAUUAAUUUUUAGAUAAGAUAAUGGCAUUGUUAUUCUUUUUUAAAAGUAAUUUUUUUAGAAAGCAUAUUGAAAUAUUUAUGGGUGAAAUGAUAUGAUGGCUGGGAAUUGCUUCAAAAUAAUCCAGGAAAAGGAAAGUGAGAGAAGAUAUACAUGAAACAAGAUUUGUAUGAGUGAAAGUGUUAAAGCUACAUGGUGGGUACAUGGGAGUUCAUUGUAUUAUUCUCUCUAAAUUUUUUUUGACAAUUUCCGCAGUGCAAAGUUU
This is a messenger RNA of Physeter macrocephalus (sperm whale), 5583 nucleotides long. It is a transcript of the gene VWA7, whose product is annotated as von Willebrand factor A domain containing 7. Bases 429 to 3296 code for a protein of 955 amino acids. The record is from RefSeq and is a predicted model, not a curated record. Lineage: Eukaryota; Metazoa; Chordata; Mammalia; Artiodactyla; Physeteridae. The transcript has 17 exons.